UGGUGAAAUUCUUCCGAGCGAGCUUUCAAGAGUGGGACUGUGGGAUUGCCACCACUUAAUCGGGCACCUAAAUUAAUCACCCAAAAAUACUCUUUUUGUCAACAUUAUAUCUAUAACACGUAGCGCCCGGGUCUCAAGUGCAGAUAAUGGAGUACGUUGACUUCAAUGCAAAAGGUUCACCCAAUAAAAAUGCAAGCGGAGAGACGGUGCAGAUCAAGAGAAAUACAAUUCUCUGUUGUGAAUGUGGAGUAAGAAUUGAGUCUAAUUCUCAUAAUAUGUGUCUGAGUUGUUUACGUGAUCACCUAGACAUUACGGCCAAUAUAUCGAAACAAGUCGAAUUGCAGUUCUGUCGGAAUUGUGAACGGUAUCUGCAACCACCCGGUGAAUGGAUAAAUGCCCGAUGGGAAUCACGAGAGUUGCUGGGGUUGUGCCUGAAAAAGGUGAGAGGUUUGAAAGAUCUACACUUAAUCGAUGCCUGCUUUAUAUGGACAGAGAAACAUUCCAGGCGGAUCAAGGUUAAACUGGUUGUGGAGGGUAAUGAGGCGGACCAUUCUUCGCUGCGACAAGGUGCCAUUGUGGAAUAUACCAUACAAAACCAAAUGUGCCACGAAUGUCAUCGUGUUGAGGCGAAGGAUUAUUGGCGUUGUGUGGUCCAGGUUCGCCAGCAUGCUGAAAAUAAGAAAACCUAUUUGUAUUUGGAGCAGCUGAUACUUAAGCACAAGGCGCACGAAAACACCCUGGGCAUCAAGCCAAUGCAUGGUGGUUUAGAUUUUUAUUUUGCCACAGAAAAUCAUGCGCGGAAAUUGGUGAACUUUUUGGAGAGCAUGGUACCGGUGAAGGUGACUUCAUCAAGGCGUCUAAUAUCCCACGACAAGAAUAGCAACAUCCAUCAUUAUAAGUACACAUGGUCGGUGGAAAUUGCCCCGCUCUCCAAGGACAGUUUGGUGUGUUUAUCUCCUAAAUUUCGUCACAUCUUGGGCAAUAUACCACCCUUGUGUUUGGUGCAUCGUGUAACCCAUGGCAUGCAUUUAAUUGAUCCCGUGUCCGGACAGAUUUCCGAACUAAAUGGUCUCAAUUAUUUUCGUUCUCCCUUCGAGGCUAUAUGUAAUCCUAGGCAGUUAGUGGAGUACAUCGUAAUGGAUAUUGAACCAGUGCAACAGGGAUCUCAUAAACCAUCAUCAGCCACCAAGGGGCAAAUACACAUGUCGGAACGCCACUUAUUGUGUGAUGUUUGGUUGGUACGUGCCUCCCAACUGGGCACAAAUGACAAUACAAUACAUGCCCGAUCUCAUUUGGGACACAUCUUAAAUGUUGGCGAUUCCGUAAUGGGCUACAGCAUGACAGAGGCUAAUAUAAAUGAGCAGGAAUUUGAAAAACUUAAAAGUCAUCAAAUUCCCGACAUUAUUUUGGUGAGAAAACUGCACGAUCGACAAGCGGGCAAUAAGAAGCGUUCUUGGAAAUUAAAACAUUUGACCUAUGGUGCGGUCGAUGAAAGUCUGGUCAAAGAUAAACUUGAUUUCAUUGAAGAUCUAGAAGAGGACGCCGAGUUGCGAAAGAAUAUAAAUGUUUAUGGAGAUAAGACGAAACCGCAAACAGAAAUGGGUGAGGAAGACAACAGCACGGAUGUUGAUCUUGCUGAAAGAUUAGAUGAAAGUGCCAGCUUGGGAUCGACAAUAAAUGAAAAUGAAACAGAAGAUAAAAGAUGACAAACCAAGUGAUUGAUGGAAAAUUUAGAAUAGUUGCAGGAUAUCGAUCGAUAUAUCCUAUAAUUGAACAAUAUUGAUAUAUUUUUCAAUAUUUACUUGAAGUUGCAAAACUUAUUAAUUUGGUCGGGUUUUUUUCAUUGCAAUCAGUGCAAUAAUGUGUUCAUAAG
Molecule: messenger RNA, 1873 nt
Organism: Musca domestica (house fly)
Lineage: Eukaryota; Metazoa; Arthropoda; Insecta; Diptera; Muscidae
Product: 60S ribosomal export protein NMD3
Exons: 1
Coding region: 147-1706 (519 amino acids)
Biological process (GO): ribosomal large subunit export from nucleus
Cellular component (GO): cytoplasm; nucleus
Molecular function (GO): ribosomal large subunit binding
Source: RefSeq, a predicted model, not a curated record